UCGCGCCUUAUAAAAGCGAGAGAAUCACGCGUACGCUACCAGUUUCGCGACAGGGGCCAAGCUACGAUGAAUGCCCUUACCGGAUUGCUGCUGUGCCUAGCGGCCGCAAGUGCGGUGCCAGUGCACUUCCCUGCUGAGAAAACGGUGAUCUACAAUUACUAUGCCGAUGUAAAAGCCGGGAUUAUCGAGCCAGCGCAAUACGUCUCUCAGUUCACUCUCGCUGGACAACUUCACAUAAAGAAGGACGUCAGUGAUCCGACCUUGAAUCAUGCCUACUACGUUAAAUUGAACAACAUUAAGUAUGGCAUGUACAACGGUAUGGUUGAACAUCAUCAGCCGGUCGAGGUGGUUCACGAGCUUGAAGAAACCACGCAGCAAAUCCAAGAACCGUUCGUGGUCGUCUAUGACGAUCAUGGAAAGUUCCAGGGCAUCAAAAUGAUGGAGAACGAGAGCGGUUGGUCCAAGAAUAUGAAACAGAGUAUCGCCUCGAUGAUGCAACUGGAUUUGGCGCACAUCAAAAUGCAAACCCCGAUGAAGCCGCAUAGCUUCGUCACUCACGAGAACACCAUCCACGGCACCUGCCAAGUCGCCUACGACGUUCACUCGACGAACCCGAUGAAUCCGGAUGAAAGCAGCGACUUCGUGGUCACCAAAAUGCACGACCUGAUGAACUGCACCCACUUUGUUCAGCGUGUUUUCGAUCACGUCGAAUGCGAGAAAUGUCACGUCGAAUCUAUGGAUGAUAUGACCACCGCUGCCAAAAGAGUUUUCCACGUCGGAAAGGAAGACGAUGAGAUGGUCAUCAAACAUAUGACUGCUCAUUCAACCGUCAAUUACUUCCCUUUCAACGCUCAAUCGGAGGCUCACUAUCUCUUAACCAACGUUACUGUGGAUCUGCAGUCUGUGGUGGCGAUGGAAACACCUAUGACAGUGAAUUUCCAAACUGUACCCAUGAUUCGCGACCUCACCUUCAACAAACCCAUGGGAAAUUACGCUCUCAAUGCCGCCGAGGAUCUCACUCAUGGUCGGCAUACUGUCAAAUUGGACGCGCUCAUUCCUAAACUGAAGAAGAUGUUGGUCGAAGCCGUUGAUUACCUGGAGGAGAAUCACCUGGAGGCCAAAGAACCCGACUGGAAACACGGACAAACUAUCAACAGACUACAGCACACUAUGAGUUACAUGGAUCUGGGUUCACUAGAACAAGUUUACAAUGCUAUUCAAGACGCAAAAACACCGAAAGAAUUCACGAUGAAGAACAUCUUCCUACGAAUGGUUCCAACCGUGGGCACGACUGCUGCUUGUCACUUCACGCGAAACGUCAUCCGCAAGCACAAAGUGACCGACGCGACUGCAAUCUCGAUGCUGGCGAAAUUGCCGAUGCAUGUCAAAGUACCAUCCGAAAGACUGCUCUUGGAAAUGGAAGACCUAUUGAAACUGGACAAUACCGUGUCGCCCUACGUCCAGAAAGCCAGUAUUUUCUGCUUCUCGAUUUUGAUUCACAAAACAUUCAUGCAUCAGCAAAGCGAUGUCGUCAACAAUCCUCUUCUCGAGAGAUACCUUCAUCGUUUCCUCGAUCACGUCAAGAACGAUCAAUCGUACGAGAUGAAAAUGGUGUAUCUGAUGGCAAUGAAGAACGUCCAGGUGGGCAACAUCGAGAAGCUCCUGGAGCCGAUCAUUCGCGGCGAAGAAAUGAUAUCUGAGAAUCCGCAUCAUAUUCGCGUUCAGGCGAUCUGGGCCAUCAAGAAAGCAGUCGAAGAUAAAGUCGAGUAUGCUCACAACCUGCUCUGGCCUAUUUUCGUCGACGCCACUCAACCGCUGCCCAUGAGAAUCGUCGCUUACGACAUCUUGAUGAGUCAGAUGCCGAACAUGCAACGACUCAUGAACAUCUACUGGCACAUGGUUAACGAACAAAACAAUCAUCUGUACAACUAUCAUUACACUACCCUGAAAGGUCUCGCCAAUUCUGUCGAUCCUUGCCUAGCGCCAGUUCGAGAGAUGGUCAGGAAGGUUUUGCGUUAUACGAAGAUCAGACCGACGACUACCAAACUUUCGUCCAAAUAUUUCAUCGACUACACAGACCCCAUGUACGAACACGGUGAAUCCCUCAACACCGCCUGGGUUCUUGACGAAUUUACCGGUAUACCAUACAGUGGAUAUAUCGAACAUCGGGUGUCACUUGCUCGUAAACCUGUCGAGAAAGUCGGCAUCUAUUGGAAUGCCUUUGGUCUGAACGAGAUUAUGAAGGUGGUGAAGAAAGAAUUGAUGGGCACCGAUGUGGAAAACCUCACCAACAAGAACGUGCAAAACGUCUUGAUGCGCGCUGCGAAAGACAUGCCAGUGAAGAGACCCAUUCAAGUCGACAUCUGCAUCACGUUGAACGGUCACGUGAUCAUUGUCCAUCACUACGAUGAGAAUACCUUCAAGAACAUAUUCGGCGACUCUAUGAAGAUGAAGCAGACGGUGGCCGGUAAUUUCCAGGAUAUCGCAUACGACACCCUCUACGAGAUGCAAGUGCCAAUGGACAUGGGUCUGCAGGGAGUUUUCACCACUAAGAUUCCUCAUCUGUGGUCGCUUAGGUUCAACAAUAUUCAUACCGAAGUGAAGAAACCAUCCGUAAACAUGAAAGUCGAGGUUGACACUCGCGUCUGGAGACACGGCGAGUACGUCAUGUCGAUUUACAAUCCUAUCGCCGACGUUUGGCAUUCGGUGCGUCGUGCCACCGUCCAGGACGUUGUCUUGCCCGUGGAGAUGAACUUCGGUUACAAUCACGAGACCAAGAGUGUCAAAGUUACCAUGCCGAGAUUACCGAUGACCAAAUUGUCGCAGACUGGUGUACGGUACUACGCGAAGAACCUGGUGACCAUCACCGGGGACGAGCAGGACAUUCUCAAGACCUGCUGCGCUACCUGCCAACAUCACGCAGUUGUCAGCACCGGUGAGAAAAGGAACUAUCAGGUCGCCAGGGACUGCAAGGACACGGGCCUCAAGUACAGCAUGACGAUCUUCGACUGCGAGAACGACGAGGUCACUCCGUUGAGCAACAUUCAGGAAUGGCAUCGUGCGAUGUCUCCGGAACAUAAAAAUACUUGGAACUCGAACAUCGUUCAAUACAUCAUGGCUAUCCGUCAGAAACAGUUCAACGACUACAUUUCUCCUGCAGUGGGUAGUUGCGGAAUAGUCAAGAAGAUGGAACCAAGCAUCGUUUAUCCUACGUCACACGUGGAUCUGAACAUAAGAGUCAACAUAGACGAUACUGAUCACAUUCACGACAGGAUACACACUCUCAACAGCAACAAGAUCAACGUACGAGGUACCCUCGACGUCAAAGCAGCUUCCACGAGCGAAUCCGUUCGCACGUGGGACAUGAACAUGAACAUUGACAUGUCUCAAGGACACACGGUCAACAACCUCAAGAUGCAAAUGACGAGAAAAACACCAGGGGAGAAGAAUUUAAAGAUCUGCGUAGACGCCCAGAACAGUUACCCGAUUACCGAGACGGAUCCCUUGAAAGUCACUAUGACAGAAGAGACCAACGCAAAGAUGACCAUCACCGCGGGAUUCACGGACGACGACAAGUGUGUCCGCGAUGAAAUGCUGAUUGCGAUGACUGUCAAGGGUGAAAUGACGGAGGAGCAGAAGAGGCAGAUGACGCAUGACAGCGUGAACGGUUCUUGCGUCAAGGACAUGCAAAAUCCGCAAUUUCAGACUCAACAAGGCCACAUUCCCAAAACUAUGAACUGCAUCCGCGAAACCCUGCGAUACACGACCUUGAAGAAGUUCACCGUCAACAUGUCUUACAAGAAGGUACCUGUAUCUGUGCUCUCGCAAAUCGCCAUGAUCGAAGAUUCCAUCCGCGCAGUGCAUCUGUCGCACGUGAAAUAUAUCACGGAUCGUACUGAAAGCGGCAACGCAAAAAUAAUAAUGGAAUUUUCCUCCGAUAUGGACCACGUCAACGCAAGCGUCGUCACUCCGGUCAGCGGAUACGAGUACGUCCAGGUUCCUUUGCAACAAAAAGUUUUCGACGGCAUGAUUAUAGAUGAACCGAUGCAGCAGCCAGACUGGCACGUCGUGAUGCCCAAUACCCGCUUCUCCGUAGCAUCGCUGCACAAAAUGGCGCAAGGCCAAUUAAAAAUCUGCACCGUCUACCCUCAAAUGUUAAUCACUUUGGACGAGGGUGUGGUUCCAUUCGUGAUGGACUCCGACAAAUGGACUCUGCUAUCCAGCGACUACGGCAAAAUGACUUACGGCAUUUUCGCGAAAUCCGUGCAAGGUGACAAGAUAGCUGUCAAGAUGUUCGUUGCCGAUCACGAGAUGAUGAUCACGCCGGAUGAGGAUCGCAUCAUGGUCACCGUUGAUGGCAACGUGGUGGAGCAACACGAGAACGGUAUUCUGGUGCCAAAGGACGAGCCGAACUCUUACGCGAUGAAACUCACUGAGAACAAGGAGCAUCUCGUGGUCCAGUCCCAACGGGUCCCGAUGAUGAUGAUGUGGACCCCCAACAGCGUGACCGUGAUGCUGGACACGAGUCUUCAGGGUCACGUGACCGGCAUGUGCGGACAUAUGGACGGCACGCAUAAAGAGAAACUUCCCAAGAUUUACACUGCGGAUCUAUAAUUUCAUUCAUAAUGUAACAUUUGAAUAUUUCUGGCUCGUCAUUAAAAAUUAAAUUCAGUAAAUUACGAUUUUUAAUGUACCGACAUAAUUAGAGUAUCAUUUUUGUUUAAUAAGAAUAAGGUAAAGGUUAGAUGAUAGUAUAAAAGCAGAAAGAGAAACAAUAAAUCUUUAUUUUCCAUUUA
Molecule: messenger RNA, 4796 nt
Organism: Nylanderia fulva
Lineage: Eukaryota; Metazoa; Arthropoda; Insecta; Hymenoptera; Formicidae
Gene: Vhdl
Product: larval-specific very high density lipoprotein
Biological process (GO): lipid transport
Molecular function (GO): lipid carrier activity
Source: RefSeq, a predicted model, not a curated record